AUGCCUAAAUCAGAGUUCGAUUUUACUUUUAAAUUUUUUCAUCCUCCACAACGUACUGUUCCUUUUCAUAAUGGUCUUUUGGAUACACGUACGAAACAUACUAUAGCACAAGAUCGUCAUGUUGUUGCUGAACAACGUUUGCUUGAUGCUGAACGACGAAAAUCAGCCAAUAAUCUUCAAUUACUUGCAUUUGAACAAAAACGACUUGAAAAAAAAUUAGUAUCACUUAAUAAUAAUUUAAAUUCUACUUUUACCAAUCGACCUUUUAAAAUGCGUGGUCGUUCAACAAGUGAAGUUAUUUUUCGUAAUAUGCAUCGAACAGGUUCUUGGACUGAAACAUUAGCAACACGUCAUUCAAAAUUAUCUGUGAGUUUAAGUAAUAGCAAUCAAAAUCUAUUACCUCUACCAAAAAUGGAUGAUUUUGAACGACGUUCUUCAACAUAUUCUGAUGGUGCUACUACGGAAAAUACAUUUUCUACUAGCGAUAUGGAAAGUGGUGAAGAAGGAGACAAUGAAAUAAGAAAAAAAUCAAAAUCUUAUCAUAAAACUACUAAUCCUAGAAGGAUAGCAGUAAAAAGGAAGACACUUCCAAAACUUGUUGUUAAACAAAAUAAACCGUUGCUACCUAUUGUUGCUGUUAUUCCACCAGACGAAGACACUUUGUUUUUUAUACAAUAA
Rotaria sp. Silwood1 is the source of this 678-nucleotide messenger RNA. NCBI's taxonomy places the organism in Eukaryota, Metazoa, Rotifera, Eurotatoria, Philodinida, Philodinidae. The record is from the annotation of a GenBank genome assembly.